AAAAAUGAUUUUCAAAAAGCCAUGCCUUCCACACAGCCAAACAAUCAAAAGAAGAAAAAGACCUCUUCCAAUUCGAAGUUGACCUCACGCUCCAGGUCGAAAACAUCCAAGACAUCUUCGAAAGGCCAAUCAAAAUCGCAAAACAAUACAUCUCACCAAGCUUCCACAACUCAUAGAAGAUCACGAUCACGACAAUGCAAUGUC
Messenger RNA from Dentiscutata erythropus, 204 nucleotides. Lineage: Eukaryota; Fungi; Glomeromycota; Glomeromycetes; Diversisporales; Gigasporaceae. The record is from the annotation of a GenBank genome assembly.